Pectinophora gossypiella (pink bollworm) is the source of this 1137-nucleotide messenger RNA. RefSeq names its product FAM172 family protein homolog CG10038. Gene Ontology annotation, biological process: regulatory ncRNA-mediated heterochromatin formation. The coding region runs from base 98 to 1063 and encodes 321 amino acids. Lineage: Eukaryota; Metazoa; Arthropoda; Insecta; Lepidoptera; Gelechiidae. Gene Ontology annotation, molecular function: siRNA binding; hydrolase activity, acting on ester bonds. The record is from RefSeq and is a predicted model, not a curated record. Gene Ontology annotation, cellular component: nucleus. The transcript is spliced from 5 exons.
AAGGUCGCGUUUUUAUUUUUAUUGUGUAUUACGAUUAUUUUAUACCUAUUUGAUUAUUAUUAAAACGUUAUAUUACUUUGUUUAGGACUUUGGCUUCAUGGUGUACCGAUAUCUCAGUCAAAUUCGUAUUGUUAGAACAAUUUUAACACCGCAGGUUUGUUCGCAACACUUUGUUAGAAAAUUUUCCACAAAGUUAAGGAAAAUGGAAGCAGUAAAAACAUUAAAAGACUUGGGUUAUGCCUUCAAUAGUGCGGGCCAGCUUCGCAAAGUUGGUGAAAACGGAGAAUUAACGGAGCAACCGUUCCAAUUCAACAUAAGCGACAACCACCAGGAAUGUCAGUCCCACUACGAAGACAUUGGCAACUCUAUAACUCCGUUUAUUUAUCACCUUCUGGAGACACAAGAGAGCUUGAUACGGUUGCCAGUACCCAAAGAUAGAAAGGAUGGGACAUUUAUAUUUGUGUCUGAGGAUUAUGAUAAGAAAGACACCUUGUUGGUGUUAAUACAUGGAUCGGGUGUUGUGAGAGCUGGUCAAUGGGCAAGAUCGUUAAUAAUAAAUGAAAACAUAGAUUAUGGCUCACAAAUACCUUAUAUCAGAAAGGCUAUUGCUCAAAAUUAUGGAGUGCUUGUAAUGAACACAAAUGAUAAUUUUACAAAUGAUGGUAAGAAAAUACCAAAAUCAAACAGUCCAGAAGAACAUGCCUUGUAUGUGUGGGAAAUAUAUGUGGCUAAAACGAAAGCCACUUCGGUUCUCAUAGUGGCCCAUAGUUAUGGAGGAGUUGUCACUGUAAUGUUGGCUGAUAAGAUGAAGAAGGACUUUGAGAAGAGAGUGAAGGCAAUCGCAUUUACUGAUUCGGUUCAUGGCUAUUCAAAUACGAAAAUUUCGAAGCAUAUGAAACAGAUUACUAGGAAUUGGAUUUCAAGUAAUGAACCCAUAGACACUCCAAUGAAAACCCCUGAUUAUGAUGUACCUAGAGUUUCUGCAGGUCAUCCAAAACAUGAAAUGACAUCACAUUCCAGUAUUAAUUCUGUUUUUAAUUUUUUUUGUGAUAUGUUAAAAUAAAAAUCAAUUUUGAUACAUAUUUUUUUGUAUUUAAUUACAUUUAAAGCUUAAAUAAAUAUAUUUUUUUAAAUCUA